Messenger RNA from Osmerus eperlanus (European smelt), 6286 nucleotides. RefSeq names its product phosphodiesterase 3B (gene pde3b). The record is from RefSeq and is a predicted model, not a curated record. The transcript is spliced from 16 exons. NCBI's taxonomy places the organism in Eukaryota, Metazoa, Chordata, Actinopteri, Osmeriformes, Osmeridae. Gene Ontology annotation, biological process: signal transduction. Gene Ontology annotation, molecular function: calmodulin-activated 3',5'-cyclic-GMP phosphodiesterase activity; protein kinase B binding. Bases 156 to 3464 code for a protein of 1102 amino acids. Gene Ontology annotation, cellular component: membrane.
AACAACAUUUCACCCUGUCUUUCUUCUAGUCAAAAUGCUUGGGCACGUUUGAGUGACCAUGGAGUACAUUUGCCCAUAUUUAGUUGAACGUUGAGACGGCGACAAUAGUGGAAUAAGGACACUUUUGGGGGAAUCGAGGAGCUACAGUUAAAGACAUGGCUCUACGCGAAGAAGGAGAGGUUUUGCACAAUAAAAUCAGGCACCACGAUGGGGUUGGGAAUGCAAACAGCACAGAUAGCUUCAGGAACGGCUAUGUGAAGAGCUGCGUCACCCCUUUAAAACAAGACCACCAAAGGGGAUUUUUAUUCAACGUCUGUAGGUUUUGCAAUGAAGACAUUCUGAAUUCCAAAUUGUUUCGAAUUUCUGCCCUUUAUUUGGGCGCAUUUGCAAUUUUGGCAACCUCGUUGCUUAUUUCCAGGAGCUUGCAAAGUGACUUCAGCCUUUGGUAUUUGCGGACUUUUCUGUCUGGUUUUACUCAGUGUAUCAGCCCACUCUUUAGCAUAGGCUGUGCAUUUUUCUUUUUAACAUUCUAUUUAAGGAGGAAAAAGAAAGAAAGUAAUACAUGUUGGCUCGUGUCACUGCCAGCAUCAUGUUACCUAGGGGACUUUUUGGUUUUGCGGUUUUUGCAGUGGGGAGAAGACCAGCACCAGAUACAAAUGGUGGGCAGAUUGUUAUUUGUGCUGGGUUGUGUGGGUCUUCUAACACUGAUACCCACUUUAAAACUCAAACACAGUGUUCUUAUACUGGUUUUUGCCAGUGUUGUGUGGUUGGUGUCAUUCACCAGCCUGAGCUGUUUGACUCCCCUGUUACGACCCUUCUUUGCAUGCUUUGCUGGGGUCUCCGGCUCGCUUUUGGCGCUCUGUUUUGAUCAUUAUUACCCAUCGAAGGACGCACCGAAUAGGAUCCACAGUUCCGAGGAGAAAGUCCCAGUGAUCAGACCCAGGAGACGGUCCAGUUGCGUUUCUUUGGGGGAAACGUCGACAAGUUAUUAUGGCAGUUGUAAAAUGCCUCGCAGACCUUCAUUACCGUGCAUAUCCAGAGAACAGAUGAUCCUGUGGGACUGGGACCUGAAGCAAUGGUACAAGCCCCAGUACCAGGGUGCGGUGAGCGGGAACGGCGUGGACCUGUCGGUCAUCAACGAGGCUCGGAACCUGGUGUCGGAGCUGCUGAUGGACUCGUCCCUGUCGCCACACACCAUGUCGUCCCUGCGUAGCGUCAGCAGCCUGAUGGGCACCUUCUCCGGCUCCUGCCGGCCCCGGGUCAACCCCUUCACCCCCUUCCCCGGCUUCUACCCCUGCGCCGAGGUGGACGACCCCACGGACCGGGCCGACCGGAAGCCUCUCAAGGGGCUGAGCAGUAGAAGCAGCCUGCCCACCCCCCAGCUCCGGCGAGGCUCCACCUCCUCCUCCCUCCCCCCCAUGGAGUCAGCCUCCUCCCGCUGGGAGCGCAACAGCGGCAAGAGACCCCACCCCGACCUCAACCUGACCAGUCCAGGGUCUCUGUCCAACGGGCCCAAUGCUAACCUGCUGACCAUUCCCAAGCAGAGGUCUUCUUCUGUCACCCUCACCUACCACCCUGGGUCCAGGAGAGCAGGCACAUCUCCCAGUCUGAGUCCGGUCACCUCCCCUAGCCACAGCCCCCCCGCUGUGGGGGGGGCGGGGGUGUCCUCCCUGGUCACCCGCUCCCCUGUGGAGUUCCCUGACACGGCCGACUUCCUCACCAAGCCCAGUGUCACCUUGCACAAGCCGCUGGGCUACACCCUGAGCUCUCCGGACUUCCAGCAGCCCUACCGAGGCCUGCCCUCCGCCCCCCUCUGCACCAGCUGUGGCCGUCAGAUGCUGAAGGGCAUGUCCAGUGGGGAGGCUGGAGAGGGUCACCCGCCCCAAACCACCGAGGCCCAGCGCAGACGCUCAGGUGAGGCGUCUGGCUUUGUGGGUGAUGGCCUCAUCCGGGAGGAGAGCGUGGAGGUCGAGGCGGCCGGGGUCAGGAGCUCCGACCCAGGAACUAGGAAGCAGGCGGAGGGGGAGGAGCAGGAGGAGGAGCAGAGCCCCAAAGCGGAGCAGCAGACCCAGGAAACGGAGGGUGACCAGGAGUUUAAGCUUGAGCCCAUUCUAGAUGACCAUGAAGCUCUCAUGGAGAAGAUAAACAGCUGGAAUUUCCAGAUCUUCGACCUUGUGGAGAGAACAGGAGGGAAGACAGGAAGGAUACUAAGCUAUGUGACGUACACCUUGUUCCAGGACACGUGUCUGUUUGAGAUCUUUAAGAUCCCCGUGAGGGAGUUCAUGUCCUACUUCUGUGCUCUGGAGAACGGCUACAGGGACAUCCCCUACCACAACCGUGUCCACGCUACUGACGUGCUCCACGCUGUUUGGUACCUGACCACCCGUCCAAUCCCAGGCUUCCAGCAGAUCCACAAUGAGCAUGUGACAGGAAGUGACACAGAUUCGGACAGCGGCAUCUCCCCAGGCCGGGUGUCCUACGCGUCCUCCAAGAGCUCAUCCAUCUCGGACGACAGCUACGGCUGCCUGGCUUGGAACAUUCCUGCCCUGGAGCUCAUGGCCCUGUAUGUAGCAGCCGCCAUGCAUGACUACGACCACCCGGGCCGCACCAACGCAUUCCUCGUGGCCACUAACGCCCCUCAGGCGGUGCUGUACAACGACCGCUCGGUCCUGGAGAACCACCACGCCGCCUCGGCCUGGAGUCUGUACCUGUCCCAGCCCGAGUUCAACUUCCUGGCCAACCUGGACCACGUGGAGUUCAAACGCUUCCGUUUCCUGGUCAUCGAGGCCAUCCUGGCCACAGACUUGAAGAAGCACUUCGACUUCCUGGCGGAGUUCAACUCAAAGGUGAAUGAUGUGAACAGUCCAGGAAUCGACUGGACCAACGAGAACGACAGGUUGCUUGUGUGCCAGAUCUGCAUUAAGCUGGCAGACAUCAACGGGCCCGCCAAAGGUCGCGACCUCCACCUCAAGUGGACGGAAGGCAUCGUGAAUGAGUUCUAUGAACAGGGAGAUGAGGAGGCCAGUUUGGAAUUACCCAUCAGCCCCUUCAUGGACCGUUCCUCGCCACAGCUGGCCAAGCUGCAGGAGUCGUUCAUCACCCACAUCGUCGGGCCGCUGUGCAACUCCUACGACGCUGCCGGCCUGUUGCCGGGCUACUGGAUUGACGAGGAGGGCUCGGAAGAGGAGGAGGAAGAAGAUCAGGUGGACGACACUGAGACUGAUGAGGACGAGCUGGAGGAGGAUAUUGAACCAAAAAGGAGGAAGGGCCGCCGCAGGCUGUUCUGCAACAUCAUGCAGCACCUGACGGACAACCACAAGGUGUGGAAGAAGACCAUCGAGGAGGAGGAGAAGGGCAAGGAGCUCGGCAAGCAGCAGUCCGACAGCCUGCCCCCGUCGCCCUCCUCCCCGUCUGACGACAUCCAGGUGAUCCAGGAGGAGGAGGAGGGGGAGGAGCGAGCGUAGCAGUCCAGCAGGACCAGGGCCAGAGCCAGGAAGACAGGGGGGGGGUGGGGGUGGGGGGAAUGAGGGCAAGAGACCCUCAAGCCCCCCCCACUUCCAACCCCACCCCCCAAACCCCCCCCCCCCCCCCCCAUUCUCCCUCACACACACUCACACACACAAAACAACCCUGCUGGUUCUCCACACAUCGAAGUUGUCACUGUGCCGCCACUCAGAUGCUAAACGCAGUCAUGUUGUUUUUUAGAGAGAGAGAGAGAGACAGAGAGAGAGAGACAGAGAGAGAGAGAGAGAGAGAGAGAGAGAGAGAGAGAGAGAGAGAGAGAGAGAGAGAGAGAGAGAGAGAGAGAGAGAAAGGCCUUACUACUGUGACUGGAUCCUUGCUGCAACGGUGGGGAGUCCCACUCCUAUGCACUUUCACCCUUAUGGAGAGCCCGGGGCCCCCAGACCUGAGGAGCCUGGUGUGGAGGACUAGGAUGGACGGGCCCAGCAGAGCCCAGCCCUCCGUGGUGACCUGGCUGUAAUGCUGCCUUGAACGCAGAGCGCUUAACUCUCCUUUAGGUACUAAAAGAAAAGCAUACUAUUUAAAAUAGAAGUAGAAGAAGAAUCAAAAACAACACCUUGACAUGAUUGACACCUGUUACCAAAGCAAACAGUUCAAACAUGGAAAGACAAUAGACUGUUUCAGACUCCAUGUCAGGAAUAUUGUAGACCUAUAUAUCAAAUGUGCCUGUCUGAACUUUCUUUCCUGAGUCCCUGGGUCUAGUCCUAGGGCCUGUGCAGUCCUCUCCCCUUGCUGGCGACACGAAACACUGUAUCACCGACUCAGUCUCAGAGACAUUGUGGCAAUGCUGACUGAUAAUGAGCAUUAUACCUGCAUCGUUUUUGAUGCCGUUUAGUCAUACCUGCCUUUUGGUUUUACUCUUCUUUUAGUGUGCGUUUGAUUUUCAUUUGGUUUGUGGGUGUGUUUGCGUGUGCGUGCGCUUGUAUGUGAGCAUAUACGGGUGUAUGUGAGCCUGUGUGUGUGUGUGUGUGUGUGUGUGUGUAUCUUCAGGAAUGCUUGGUUGCCAAUCAAUAAAUUGUCCUCUGGUGUUAAGCAUGUUGCAUUCAGAACAGGAGUCCUGUUCCAUUGAAGGGAUUUUUUUCCUUUAUGUUCGUUUUGAUUUGUAUCUAUUUUUCACGGUUACUCAGGAUUCACGUGAAGUUGAAUAAUUAUUUUGAGAGAACUCGUUGAUUUUAAACACGCUUUUAAAUCAAAGAAAAUCGAAUCUGGGUGACUGAAAUGGUUUUUAAUCUUUGUACGAACAACUUGAAAACAAACACAUUCAAGCAAUUGAAAUGCUCCGUGGUGAGAAAGGAUAGUUCAUGUUGUCUUUCUGUCACUCAAACACAGCUGCUCACUAGUGCUGUUUGCAUUGUUACCUAUUAAAGACCUCACUGUAGAAUUGGGAUCCUCAACUGUCAGUUAACUGCAAAGAUCUGUUUGCAGCAAAGCAGAAUCUGAACUCUGGCGGUGAAAUCCCAUGGUGAUUCACAUACCAGUAUAUUAGCUGGAGAUGUUUUGGAUGGCAUUGUUCUCAGCUUUGUUUUUUACACAACAUACUCCAGCAUCAUCGAUUUAUUUUUUAUUUUCUUCUUUCACUCAUUCUGCAGAAACGGAUGUUUUGAGGUCGAUACCUUUUUUGACGAACCCAUAACCAGGCCAGUGUGUAGAGAAGUGAUCCAGGGUUUCACCAUCACUUUGUUUUUGUUUUUAUAUUUUCUUAUUCUGAACCAUGAGGCAGGUUUAAUACUAAUAGUUCUAUAUUUUUGUCUGUAAUAACUCUAGGCAUUCCACUAGAAAAGCGUUUUGAUGGAAGGGUAGGCAGCCUUGCAAGCCUCAGCUCUCCGUUCACCUUGUCCUGUCAUUUUCUCCAGAGAGGAGAUGUUCUCAAGUAGGCAGUGUAAAUCAAGCUAGUAUAUUUAAAGACAAAAAAAAAAAUAGAUAUAAAUGUGCACAUUUUACUACCAAACAAGUGUUUAGCCUCUGCACAAAAAGAGUAUCUGCAUAUAAAUAUAUAAAUAUAUUAUAUUUUUUAAUUAAUCAACUGAAUGCAUCUGUUUUCUACACGCAGCUGACAUAUAUUGUACAUUGAGACCCUGUAAUUACCAUCUUGUUUCCAGAGUUUUUAUCUAAUACUAUUUACAGUACAGAUGUGGAACUGUGGGUUUGGUGUUUUGUUUUUUCUUUUGGAUUCAGCGUCUCCCUGCUCCUUGUCAUAACCACUCUCUCAGUCUUGGUUUGAUCUAGUAACUCUGUGUUGUUUCUCAGUCAACCCAACCAGUGCCAAACUGUCCCUGCCCGGUCUCCAGGCACCCAGAUAGCCCCCCCACCACCAGCACCCCUUGCCCAGGGGUUGAGGGUGGUGAAGAACGUUCAGAGCUUAACAUCCACCAUGUUCAAUGUGACACAGUGGAGAAAGCAGGUGUGGAAGGCUCACUCGAACUCCUCAGUGCUCCCUCCUACUGUCUGAGUGGGGUCUGGAGUCUUCUGUGUUUCGCUAAUGGACGGAUGCAGGAUUGCCCCCACCACCACCACCACCUCCCAUUUUAUGGCUCAUUAUGUUUGUAAACGUUGAUUGUUUGUUGGCUUCUCACUGUGCAGUCUCUCACACACAACAGUGUCCUCCAAUGUUCUUGUCAUAAAUACAUCUAGGAAUGGCUGUUAUCCUUAUGUAGCAUUUAGAUAUACGUAUGUCUGAUGUAACCGUUCAACCUUAUCAACACUGUGGGGAAAACAGAUUUUUGUUGUUAUUUAUAGCUGUCAUAAAACACCAUCCCUAAAAUAA